AUGCGUGAGCCGACGCGAUCGUUUUACCCUCCUUGUAUCCGGAGCCAAGGGCCGUGCGGGCUGCCGAACCAACGCCCAGCCGUGGCAGUCGUGGUCACCCGGAGGGCCCGGACCGUGCGGCGCCAGCCGGCGAGGCCCCCGGUCCGGACGCCCGGUUCCGCGAUUACGGAGGACAGGCCCCGAACUCCUGUCUUCCUCCGCGAUCCGCUUGCUUCCAGCAUGCGGGCCAUAUGGCCUGACCUCCCGCCGGCUGACCCGAGGGGGGGGAAACCCCCCGCACAGCUCAACGAACUCAUCGCCGCAGACGCCGGCGGCGAGGGCUUCACCCUCACCUCCUUCACCGCCUCCGACGCCUGGGAGCUCGGCCACCUCCUGCACGCGCGCCUCCUCCCCUUCGCCACGCAGUGCACGCCAUCCCGGCCCGCCCUCAUCUCCAUCAGCCUGGCCUCCAACCCGUCCACGCCACUCUACCAAUCCGCCACGGGCGCCGGCAUCACGGCGGACAACGGUACGUGGGUGUCGCGGAAGCGCGCGGCGGUGCUGCGCUUCGGCGUGAGCAGCUGGUAUCUGGGGCGCAAGUUUGGCGGCGACGAGGCGGCGUUUGCGGCCAAGUUCGCCAUGGGGCCGGAGAGCGCGGGCGGGUAUGCGAUUCAUGGCGGCGGGGUGCCGCUGCGGGUGAGGGGCGUGGAGGGCGUGGUGGCGGUGGUGGUUGUGAGUGGGCUGAAGGACUUUGAGGAUCAUGGGGUUGUGGCGGAGGUUAUUCGGAGGCAUUGGGAGGUGGUGGUGCAGUAG
This is a messenger RNA of Purpureocillium lilacinum, 792 nucleotides long. NCBI's taxonomy places the organism in Eukaryota, Fungi, Ascomycota, Sordariomycetes, Hypocreales, Ophiocordycipitaceae. The record is from RefSeq and is a predicted model, not a curated record.